Molecule: messenger RNA, 779 nt
Organism: Brachypodium distachyon (stiff brome)
Lineage: Eukaryota; Viridiplantae; Streptophyta; Magnoliopsida; Poales; Poaceae
Exons: 1
Coding region: 29-457 (142 amino acids)
Source: RefSeq, a predicted model, not a curated record
UGGUACCACAAGAUCCUGGUGUUCGACAAUGGACACGGUGGCGGAGUCGUUCCGGCAAAUGCGCCCACCGGCUGUGAACCCGCGCCAUGAGAUGCAGUUGCUUGACAUGGGUGGCACACUCGCUGCGACCUCCGCCACCUACCGCAUGACGGAGCUGAGAAUCUUUAUGCUGCAGGACCACCAGCAGCAGCAGGACGUCUGGGUGUUCCAGUAUCGGAUCAAGCUGCCGUCGAUGGAUAUUAGGCGUUUCCAGGAGAACGGGGAUUGGUGGGCGAAGGUCGUGUCCAAGGACGGAGAUGUUCUUGUCAGCUGCUUUGGCCGCCUGUUGCAUUGUGACAGAAAUGGGAAAUUGGUGGCUGACUCCAAGUAUGAUGAUGAUUUGCCGGUCGUCAUUCCUCACAGGCUCAAAGAAAGCCUUAUCCAGCAUCCGUUUCUCCAAAAGACCAAGGAAAACUGAUUCGUAUCAUCAGGUUCUGGAUAUCCCCACAAAUGAGGAACUCGUGUCUGACUGUCAAACUCUGAUCUCCAAGACCAAUGCUCUGCUGCCUGACCGAUCAGACAUCGCUUCGAUAGUCCAAGACACCAAGCUGAAGGCUUGUUCUUUUGGGUCUAUUUCCAUUUCUCAUGUUUAUCGAGUCUGUAAUAUUCCGCGGUUCAUGAAGCUAACGUUGUGUGGAUAGGCGAGGUGCCAGAUUGUAUUCGCCAUCUUGUUUGUAACGAACUUGUUGUUUCUGCUCAAUGAAGUGCUGGCUUGCUCUAAAAAAACAAGCUGUGUCUGA